Messenger RNA from Beta vulgaris subsp. vulgaris (sugar beet), 1183 nucleotides. RefSeq lists its product as uncharacterized. The transcript is spliced from 5 exons. NCBI's taxonomy places the organism in Eukaryota, Viridiplantae, Streptophyta, Magnoliopsida, Caryophyllales, Amaranthaceae. Gene Ontology annotation, biological process: mRNA splicing, via spliceosome. The record is from RefSeq and is a predicted model, not a curated record. Bases 96 to 551 code for a protein of 151 amino acids. Gene Ontology annotation, cellular component: U4/U6 x U5 tri-snRNP complex; U5 snRNP; spliceosomal complex.
AAUAUGGUCCGGCCUCAACAACUAGUGCUAUAAACUAGAGAGAAGUCCCGUGUGCGGCUGUGCCUGAAACAAAGAGAGGGGAGCUAGAGGGGGAGAUGAGUUACACAGAGGAAACGCUGACUGAGAAGAGGGAGGUGGACUCCAUCAUCAGAGACACUCUCGACAAAGUUCUCGUCCUCCGCUUCGGCCGUUCUUCUGACCCCGUUUGCCUCCAACUCGACGACAUCUUGGCUAAAUCAGCUCGAGAUGUCUCGAAAUUUGCUCGUGUUGCAUUGGUUGAUAUUGAUUCAGAGGAUGUGCAGGUGUAUGUCAAGUACUUUGACAUCACACUCAUACCUUCGACAAUAUUUUUCUUUAAUGCACACCAUAUGAAGAUGGAUUCCGGGACUGCAGAUAACACUAAAUGGAUUGGAGCAUUUUACAAAAAACAGGAUUUCAUCGAUGUGGUUGAGGCUAUUUUUAGAGGAGCCAUGAAAGGCAAACUGAUUGUGACCUGUCCUUUGCCUCCUGAACGAAUACCAAAAUUCCAAUUAUUGUACAAGGAUGUGUAAAAGUGCAGGAUCUUGUCCAGAGAGAAGAUGAAAGCCGCCUCCUAGAGAUUUUUCAGCUUCCAACUUUAAGGUGGUGUUGAGGUUUUCAACCAAUGAAGAAAUUCACAGGUGAUUGUAAAGUCCAAUUGCACCCUCCUUUUAUUACUCCGAUCUGCUUAUGUAUAUUAAAAUAAAUUACAUAAUGAUGUUGUUGGCAAAGAUGUCUUUGGAGGAAGCUUUUAGAUGCCUAGUGAAUGUGUUGUAUGUGACCAUAAUUAUCGGUCAAAUGUUAUUCAAUAAUUCUUGUGCAGUUUGUAUGACCACGCUGAAGUGUUUUAAUCACCUGGUAUGCUACAAAGAUCAUAACCCUGGAGUCAUUCCUAUCCAAUGAGGAAUGUGGCCUUAAAGGCUAUUCAAAUCUCCUGAACUACAGACUAUUAAGGCUAUGUUCUUUUUACCUCAAUUUUCUUUAUUAGAACUAAUUGUAAAAUAAUUUGAUAGCUCUUAUUAUCUCAACAUUUUUUUGUUGGACGAAGUAACAAAGCCCAGAUGUCUGUACUUCCUCUUAGAAAGUUUUGUAUGGUUUGGGUCCACCAAAAGUUUAUUUUGAACCCAAGUCUAAGUUGCCCUUAUACUAUCUCCGUUUUAAUUUA